AUGAAAUCAAACACUUCCCCCACUACCAAAUGCCCUGCUUAUAACUUUGAGAGAACAUUCCUUUUGCAACCCCUUUAUAAUAAAGUCCACAACUUCACCCCAAACCCAUCUCCAAUUUUCCUCAACAAGAUGCAGAAGGGUGGUGGUAGAAGAGGAAGUUUCAUGGCAGUGGAGAUUCUGCUGGUUCUUCUGAUUUUCAUGGCUGCCAAUGCAAUCACAGGCGAGGCAGUGUUUGGAAUUGACAUGAAUCCAUGCACGCUCACAACUUGCACAGAAGCCUGCAAGAAUGUUUUGGCUGAUAAGUUUGACAGUGCCUCUUGCUACCAAGGGAUCAUGUGUAUGUGCUUUGGUUGA
Molecule: messenger RNA, 354 nt
Organism: Linum tenue
Lineage: Eukaryota; Viridiplantae; Streptophyta; Magnoliopsida; Malpighiales; Linaceae
Source: the annotation of a GenBank genome assembly